This is a messenger RNA of Prunus armeniaca (apricot), 327 nucleotides long. Lineage: Eukaryota; Viridiplantae; Streptophyta; Magnoliopsida; Rosales; Rosaceae. The record is from the annotation of a GenBank genome assembly.
AUGGACGCCUAUUCAGGGUACAACCAGAUCUUCAUGGACCCUGCCGAUAGCGAGCAUACGGCUUUCAUCACCGACCGCGGGUUGUACUGUUACAAUGUCAUGCCUUUCGGCCUGAAGAACGCGGGGGCAACGUAUCAACGGCUCGUCAACCGAAUUUUUGCUAAGCACAUCGGCGGCAUUAUGGAAGUAUAUGUCGACGACAUGUUGGUAAAAAAUCGAGCGGCAGGGGGGGCAUCUGGAAAACCUAGCCCUCAUGUUCGGUAUACUAAAGGACCAUCGAAUGAGGUUGAACCCAACGAAGUGCGCCUUCGGUGUAUCUUUGGGUAA